ACAAAAGUGAAACAAAACUAAGAAUGAAGACUGGACUACAAACGAUUGGGUUAUUUGUCCUGAUGGGUAUCCUUGCGACCAGGGCACAGACAUGUAACGAGUGUCAGGAUGUCAACGAUGCGUAUUGUGUUAGUCAAACUCAAUAUUACAAUUGCAUGAAGGGCUCAUCUGUUGGGAGCAUACAAAAUUGUACGGAUGGCUAUGUUUGCAGCAAUAAUGCAGAAGUUUGUAUAGCCAAAUCCACAGUGGGCACGGACUCUGAUCAUCUGGAUGUGUGCAGUGGCACUAGCGCCAAUGGGGCGGAUUGUGAGAGUUGUAGCAGCGGAAGCAACUUGUACACUUGUGUCAGUAGCUAUCAAUAUGCCCGGUGUUCCGGCGGAUCGGCUCUGACAUCGACCGUAUACGAGUGCGACACGAAUGAAGUGUGUGUGCUUAGUGCACUCACUGACUAUGGCACUCUCUGUGUGCCCAAUUGCACGGCCACCUUUUUGAGUCUAGAGCCGACUUGCAGCAAUGAGGAAUUCCAAGCUAUUACAACAACAGCUGCCCCUGCCACGACUCCCGAUGCCGCAGAAUUACAGGAUAUCUGCAUAGCAGCCAGCAGCCAGACAUCAUACACUUUCUUCUAUACCAGAAUCUAUGCGGACACCACAUGCAAUAGUUAUGCGUAUUGCCAAAAACCUAGUGGAAAUUCCGUCAAUUGGAUAGCCCUUCCCUUGUCAUGUUCUUCGGCAACACCAUACUACGACACCACAACCAUGGCUUGUGUCGCUCAAUGGCCAGCCAGUUGUGCGGUGACGGUCAGCACAACAUCGACUACUUCAGCUGUCACAUCCGAUUCUUCAGAAGCUACAGAAUCUACGGCAGCAGAUGCUUCUUCGACAACCGAUUCUUCAGCAGCUUCUGAUUCCUCUACAGCAGAUGCUUCUUCCACAACCGAAUCUUCAGUAGCUACAGAAUCUACGACAGCAGAUGCUUCUUCCACAACCGAUUCUUCAGCAGCUUCCGACUCCUCAACUGCAGAUGCUUCUUCCACAACCGAUUCUUCAGCAGCUUCUGACUCCUCAACUGCAGAUGCUUCUUCCACAACCGAUUCUUCAGCAGCUUCCGACUCCUCAACUGCAGAUGCUUCUUCCACAACCGAAUCUUCAGUAGCUACAGAAUCUACGGCAGCAGAUGCUUCUUCGACAACCGAUUCUUCAGCAGCUUCCGACUCCUCAACUGCAGAUGCUUCUUCCACAACCGAAUCUUCAGUAGCUACAGAAUCUACGGCAGCAGAUGCUUCUUCCACAACCGAUUCUUCAGCAGCUUCUGACUCAACUGCAAAUGCUUCUUCCACAACCGAAUCUUCAGUAGCUACAGAAUCUACGGCAGCAGAUGCUUCUUCCACAACCGAUUCUUCAGCAGCUUCCGACUCCUCAACUGCAGAUGCUUCUUCCACAACCGAUUCUUCAGCAGCUUCUUCGACAACCGAUUCUUCAGCAGCUUCUGACUCCUCAACUGCAGAUGCUUCUUCCACAACCGAAUCUUCAGUAGCUACAGAAUCUACGACAGCAGAUGCUUCUUCCACAACCGAUUCUUCAGCAGCUUCUGACUCAACUGCAAAUGCUUCUUCCACAACUGAAUCUUCAGUAGCUACAGAAUCUACGACAGCAGAUGCUUCUUCCACAACCGAAUCUGCAGUAGCUACAGAAUCUACGGCAGCAGAUGCUUCUUCCACAACCAUUUCUUCAGAAGCUUCCGAAGCUUCCUCUACAGCAGAUUCUUCAGCAACUUCCGAUUCCUCAACUGCAAAUGCUUCUACUACAACCGAUUCUCCAGCAGCUUAAGAAUCCUUAACUGCCCACGCUUCCACGACCGAAUCUUCAGGUAAUGAAACGCCUUCAAUCGAUUCUUCAGUUUCUAUCGAGGCUUCUGCUUGUCUACAGUUGCUUCACAAGAAUCUAUUGAUGGCAAAAAUUUAUACCAAAAAGCGAGGCUAUCGUCAUAAAAACAAAACUAAAGUCCUAAAACGAUAAUCAAUCAUAAUUGUGAUUUC
Molecule: messenger RNA, 2038 nt
Organism: Drosophila willistoni
Lineage: Eukaryota; Metazoa; Arthropoda; Insecta; Diptera; Drosophilidae
Product: flocculation protein FLO11
Exons: 3
Coding region: 24-1829 (601 amino acids)
Source: RefSeq, a predicted model, not a curated record